UGACGAUCAACAAGCUGCAAGCUUUUAAACUCUUUAUCCAUUAAAAAAAAGAAGAUAUUUUCAAAGACGGAAGACUUUAAGAGACUUUCCAAGUCUUACAUGAACACAUCCAAUACUCAUUCACAGCUUUAAAGAGAAAGCAAACAAUGGCGGAAUCUUCACCAACAUCACCAAAACCAAGAUGGACCCAGAGAAAGAGUAUGAAUAAACCUCCAUCUUUGUCAUCCUCCAGUGUUUGUCUGUCUGAAGAGCUUCAGUGUUGUGUGUGUCUGGAUGUGUUCAGUGAUCCAGUCAGCACUCCAUGUGGACACAACUUCUGCAGGAUCUGUCUGAUAGAAUGCUGGGACAACAGUCAGAUCUACAGCUGUCCGUACUGUAAAGAAACUUUCAGUAAAAGGCCAGAACUAAACAUUAACACAGCACUUAGACAGGUCACAAUGAUCUUUAAAGAAACUUUCAGUCUGAGAAGAUCUGAAGUUCUCUGUGACAUCUGUGAUAAAAGAAAACAGAAAGCCUUGAAGUCCUGCCUGAUUUGUCAGACGUCUUACUGUGAAACUCAUCUCGACCUUCAUGAAAAAAUUCAUUUAAAGAAACACAAAAUGAUGGAACCUGUGGAGAAUAUAAAGGAUUAUAUAUGUGAGAAACAUGAGAGACCUCUGGAGCUCUUCUGUAGAGAUGAUCAGACACGUGUUUGUGUGUUUUGUACUGAUGGAGAUCACAAGAAUCACAACACUGUUCCUCUAGAGGAGGAGAGUAAAGAGAAGAAGACUCAACUGAUGAAGACACAGACAGACAUUCAGCAGAUGAUACAGAGGAUUCAAGACAUCAAACACUCAGCAGAACUCAGAAAAAGAAGCAGAGAGCAGGAGAAAGCAGCGAGUGUUGAGCUCUUCAGUGACAUGAUCAGAUCCAUUGAGAGAUGUCAGACUGAGCUGCUGGAGAUGAUGGAGGAGGAACAGAAAGCAGCAGAGAAACAAGACGAAGAACUCAUUAAAGAUCUGGAGCAGAAGAUAACUGAGCUGAAAUGGAGAGACGGAGAGCUGGAGAAGAUCACACACAGUAAAGAUCAUCUUCAUCUCAUACAGAUUGACCCAUCAUCACUGUACAGACCUCCAAACAUCAAGAACUGGUCUGAGAUCAGUACGAAGACUCAUGUAAGUGUGGAGACUCUGAGGAGAGCUCUUACUCAAAUACAGGGCACUCUCAACGAGAAACUCACUCAAACUGUGUUGAUGAAGAUGCAGCAGUAUGCAGUGGAUGUGACUCUGGAUCCUGAUACAGCUCAUCCAUAUCUCAUCCUGUCUGAAGAUAGAAAACAAGUGAGAACUGGAGACAAUGAGCAAAAACUCCCAGAUAAUCCAGAGAGAUUUGAUCCGUGUAUCUGUGUCCUGGGAAAAGAGGGAUUCACCUCAGGGAGAUUUUAUUUUGAGGUUCAGGUGAAGGACAAAACUAACUGGGAUUUAGGAGUGGCCAGAGAAUCUAUUAACAGAAAGGGAGAGAUCACAGCAACUCCUCGCAAUGGAUUCUGGACUGUGAUUCUGAGGAAUGAUAAUGAUUAUGAAGCUCUUGCUGAUCCUGAUGUCUCUCUGUGUGUGAAAGUGAAACCACAGAAGGUCGGGGUGUUUGUGGAUUAUGAGGAGGGUUUGGUUUGUUUUUAUGAUGUAGAGUCCAGGUCUCAUAUCUACUCUUUCACUGCUCAAACUUUCACUAAGAAACUCUUUCCUUUCUUUUGCCCAUGUCCUAAUGAUAGAGGUAAAAAUGCAGCUCCUCUGAUCAUCUCGCAUGUACAAUACAAAAAAAUGAAUUUACAUCCAGAAUAUAAAAUAAUAAACAAAAAUACGUCUUUAUAGAAAUAUGAGUAUGAAUAGUAAAUAGGCAUUAUUUUCCACAUCUACAUUAUAGAAUGUAAAAAUUUUUACUGUGUGGCAACAGAACAAGAGUUAAAGAUAAAUUUUAGGUCAUUUUAAUGUCAGCCUAGUUGUUUGAAGUCAAGCUUGGUAAAGGCUGAGGUUCCUUGAAGCAAUUUAACCCUCUGGGGUCCGACCAUUUUGGGACACUCUCAGAGGUUCUGACAUGCUCUUACAUUUGGUCUUUUUUCAGUUGCUUUAAAACAUAAUAAUGGGAAGUGUCUCAUACCACGGCGUUCAGCACAAACUGGGCUAAAAUAUUAUAUGAGCUAAAUGUAUGUACAUGUUUGUAUUUUUGAGAGAAAAAUGUUUAUGCGUGGUUUUUAAAAAAGCAAAAUUUUUAAGUCACUGAUAUAAGUCCACAAAACCCAUACUAGACAUGUUUUAACAAGACUUUCCUAAACAUAAUCUAGUAGUCUAGAGUUUUUUCUUUAAAAUGAUGUGACAAUCACCAUGCCUACUUAUUCACAUAAAACAAUGUAUUGAUUUAGAAAUUGUAAGACACUUUUUGUUUAGAUGGGCCGUAUGCGAGAAGGAUUGAUUGACAGCUAGCAAACAAAGGCUCGCAUAAUGAGCUGCAUAAUGAGGCAGGAAUGUGAGAAUGAACUACAGUAAAGAAUGUGAGGACAAAUGUAUACAUGUUUGUUUGAGGUUUAUUAAGUUAACAAUAUAAUCAAAAUAGAAAUGAUGGUUAGUAGGACAUUUUAAGUUUAUUUGGAAACAUACCCUAUUCCUAAAACUUUGUAUAAACUAAGAAACUGAUACACAACAGAGCUGUAAACUUCAUGUGGCUCAUGUUACCAUAUAACUUUAUGUCCAAAAAGUGUUUUUCCACUUCAUAGUUUUGUACUGAUGAGAGAGAUGCAUACCUCUAAGAGAGUUAUAAACAGCUGUUAGCAUAAAUUGUCCACAGAAAUACCCUUACUUGUAUAACUGAUGGGUAAAUGUCACUGAUACUAAGUUACAUUCAUAUACUAUCUUGUACAUAAACUUAAUCUCAGAUAAACAUCUGCAGCAAUUAAUAUAAAAAGCUGUUUUCAGAUGACUGUUUUCAGAUGCCCAUCCCCUUAUCGUCUAGCUUCUGUUUUAAACGUGUUUCUGUAAGCGCAUAUGAACUUUAAAAACACAUCGCAUGUGCGCGAGCUCGCGUCUCCAUGUAACGCAGCGCUCAUAAAAACG
Molecule: messenger RNA, 3086 nt
Organism: Misgurnus anguillicaudatus (oriental weatherfish)
Lineage: Eukaryota; Metazoa; Chordata; Actinopteri; Cypriniformes; Cobitidae
Source: RefSeq, a predicted model, not a curated record